Corythoichthys intestinalis (scribbled pipefish) is the source of this 2000-nucleotide messenger RNA. RefSeq names its product forkhead box A2 (gene foxa2). The transcript has 2 exons. The coding region runs from base 131 to 1468 and encodes 445 amino acids. The record is from RefSeq and is a predicted model, not a curated record. Gene Ontology annotation, molecular function: transcription factor binding; DNA-binding transcription factor activity, RNA polymerase II-specific; protein domain specific binding. Gene Ontology annotation, biological process: cell differentiation; anatomical structure morphogenesis; regulation of transcription by RNA polymerase II. NCBI's taxonomy places the organism in Eukaryota, Metazoa, Chordata, Actinopteri, Syngnathiformes, Syngnathidae.
CACUCUCGGACUCGGAGGGACGCGGCGGCCACAACGACACAUGCACCAGUGGUCCCCAGUCACCGGCUAUAUACGAAAGACACUUUUGGCUUUUUUCCUCAGCUGGGAGACGCUCGGUUGAAAGUCCUCCAUGAUGCUUGGAGCAGUUAAAAUGGAAGGACACGAACACACCGACUGGAGCACCUACUACGCAGAGCCCGAGUGUUACACCUCUGUUGGCAACAUGAACGCCGGCCUGGGCAUGAACACGAUGAACACCUACAUGAGCAUGUCCGGCAUGAGCACCUCGGCCAACAUGUCGGCCAACUCCAUGAACAUGUCUUACGUCAACACGGCCAUGAGCCCCACCAUGACCGGGAUGUCCCCCGGCGCCGGCGCCAUGAACGGCAUGGGAGCCGCCGGCAUGACGGCCAUGAGCGCGGCCCUCAGCCCCAGCAUGAGCCCAAUGACCGGACAGCCCGCCUCCAUGAACGCCCUAACGUCUUACACCAACAUGAACGCCAUGAGUCCCAUCUACGGCCAGUCCAACAUCAACCGCUCCAGGGACCCGAAGACUUACCGGAGGAGCUACACGCACGCUAAGCCGCCUUACUCAUACAUCUCCCUCAUCACCAUGGCCAUCCAACAAUCACCCAGUAAAAUGCUGACUCUGGCUGAAAUCUACCAGUGGAUAAUGGACCUAUUCCCCUUUUACCGGCAGAAUCAGCAGCGUUGGCAGAACUCAAUCCGCCACUCGCUCUCCUUCAAUGACUGCUUCCUCAAAGUGCCCAGGUCGCCGGAUAAACCCGGAAAAGGCUCCUUUUGGACUCUGCACCCAGACUCGGGGAACAUGUUCGAGAACGGCUGCUACCUGCGCCGCCAGAAGCGCUUCAAGUGCGACAAGAAGAUGUCCGGCGUCAAGGAGUCCGGACGGGGCAAGGUGGGCGGCGACGGCUCGUCCCACAGCAGCUCCGAGAGCUGCAACGGCAACGAGUCGCCUCACUCCAACUCGUCCGCGGGCGAGCACAAAAGAGCCAUGUCGGACUUGAAGGCGAGCCAGGCUCUGAGCCCGGAGCACGCCGCUUCUGUCGCAGCCGCCGCUGCCGCCGCCGCUGCCGCAGCCGCCGCCUCGUCCAUCUCGUCUCCGGUGACCCAGGGCCAACACCUCCUUUCCCAGCAUCAUUCGGUCCUGCAGGCCCACGACCCGCACCUGAAGCCGGAGCACCACUACUCAUUUAACCACCCGUUCUCCAUCAACAACCUCAUGUCGUCGGAGCAGCAGCACCACCACCAUCAUCAUCACCACCACCACAAAAUGGACCUAAAGACUUAUGAACAGGUGAUGCAUUACUCGGGUUACGGCUCACCCAUGACCGGGGCCCUCUCCAUGGGUUCCAUGGCGGGGAAAGCGGGCCUGGAUUCCUCCUCCAUACCUGACUCCUCUUAUUAUCAAGGAGUCUAUUCCAGGCCCAUCAUGAACUCGUCAUAAACGGACUUCUAUCUCAUCGUGUACAUUUGUAAAAAUAAAAUAAAUACAUAUAGAAUUUGUGUAAGAUAUGUAUUUGAAAUAUUUUCCCCCAUCGUUUUAGCUGUCGAGUUUGUUAGUAGUAUUGUUAAUAAUCCAUGACACUGACUGAUAAUGUGACCUGUUCAAACGUCCGAUGCAGGAAUAAACUCCAAAGAAAACAAAUCAAUAAACAAAACAAAAACACAAAUAAAAAAACGAAAGAAAAAGAAAUUGUAAAAAAAACAAACAAACAAAAAAAACCCUCAUUUGCUUAACGGGACUCUGGACUGAAUUUCAAAACAAAUGGAUUUCUGCAAUCAUUUGUGUAAUUGCUAUUUAUGGCUUGUAUAUGUGUAUUCUUGUAGUGACAAGAACAGAAUCUAUAUUAAAGUGUUAUUGGUCAUGUUUUCUGAAAAUGAUGCUUUUCUGUGGAAUUCUUAUUGCACGGAUGUAUUACGUGUAAAAUUUCCCUUAUUUGUUGUCAUUAACCGGUUGGGGGACAAUCAAACAUAUU